AUGAGAAGUGUCACCAAAUGGAUUGUGUUGGUGCUGGUGAUAUGUGUUUUCACCCGUAAUUCACUGGGCAAAAGUGGAAACAAAGAUCGUAAGUUAUUUUAAUCUUUUGUACUUUUAGAGGCACUUAUAACUUCUUAAGCUAUAGAUGAAACCUGAACAUCAAGCGUUUUCUGAGAUGAUAAGACCUGAUAACACCAUUUUAGGGGUAUUUAUAUGAUACAGGAAUGACUUUCAUUCCGGAAUGAGUUUCGUUCCAGAGGGAAGUUCGUACUGCGUUCACAUGAUAAAAUCGACUGGCUUAGCCCAGCCUAUGGAGUUGUGGCUCUUGUGGUCAGAUCAGAUACACAUGCGCAACUUGUCCUAGGCUACACGAAACACGAUUUGCAAUUUUUAAUCUGGAACGAACCUCGUUUUCCGGUCUUUUCAGUUUACAUGAUACCUGAAUGAGAAUUUCAUUCGGAAACGAAAUGUCGAUUAUUCCAUAUCACGUAAACAAAUACUGAGAAACGGUGGAAGUGGAAUGAACAUGUUCCAGAAUUUGAAAGUCAUUCCGGUAUCAUGUGAAUAGCAAUGUUAGUAUAGCCCUGACCCUUAUUCAUUUGAGAACUAUAAUUGAGAAGAAGAUAAAAAGAUUGCCGAAUCCUUUUGCAGAUAUUUCCCGGGACUCAGCCAAGAAAAACUGCAGAGUGGCGAUGGAAAACUUCCAACGAAUUUUGACACAAAGUGAAAAUGAUCUAAAGAAAGGAGGAAAAGUUGCAAUGGCAGCUGGGCUAAAAAGAAAUUUACUUCUCGCACUGAAGAAAGUAGCUGAACAGAAAUGUAAAGGUAAGCUUUUAAGAAAACGUUGCGGAUCUUAUAGGGAAGGGGCCCGGGCAGGGGGGGGCGAAUCUCACCUUAUUCUUAGACAAACUGAAGCCCACAGAAAUGAGAAAAAAUAUUUUUGAGGCCGCACAUCCUUUCUUCCAAGGGUCUAAAUGAACGGGUUCCCCGCUCACUUUAAGAUCUGAAUCCGCCCCUGAGAGAGAAAUGUUUUAAAGUAACUCGGUGGAAAAAUCAUUAAACUUGAAAUCUCCCCAAAUGUUAGUACGAGUCAGAUUUUGCCUCGCAACACUGGUUCAACUAUGUGCCUUAAUCGAUUCGCUUAUCGUUCUUCUUGCGAGAAAUAUAGCGCUUGUUAGUUAAUCAUCUGUACUUAACUUUCCUAAAGGAAUCACUAGUUUAUAGUUUAUAUAGAAUUAAAGGCGUCGUUUCUUUAAGGGAUACACGAUUUAGUGUGUUAAUGUCCUUUUAAAGAACAAGGCCUCGGAGUUUUUUUUAAAGAGUUUUUAUUGAUUUAGAUCAGAGAGACGGAGUUGAGUAAUUAAUGAACUAUUUAAAGAGUCUUAUAAGUUCUAUUUAAUAUUCUUCGAGAUGCGGGUUUGUCGCCUAGCAAAACAGUGAUGUAAUUACCAGUAGUACUUAUUACUAUCCCCUACGUAUAGGUAUAAAUGAAUGCUCUACCAAGACGCAUGACUGUGAUAAAAAUGCUGUCUGCAAGGAUACCGAUGUGGCCUUCUCUUGCACCUGUAAACCAGGAUAUAAAGGAGACGGACUGAAGUGUACAGGUAAAAACUUAGUGACUUACUUAAUUACAACUUUUUUAAAGGUAACUAGCCAAACCGCGAUAGCGUGACUCAACGUGUCCAGUUUAUAAUAAAUAGGACUAUCCCUAUUUUAUCAGACAUAUCUCAACACAAACAAGACUUUAUUAAAAAAGAUGGUUCAAUGAAAUUUUCCGGGCUCAGCUUACCAAACGAUUCCUUGUAUUAGUUAAUCAGUGUAACAAGAACUCUACUAAGUCAGUGUGUUGCCGUAAGUCGUAGGGAUUUUCCUGCUGGAAGAACGUUCUUAACAUUUGCGGCUAUAUCUAAGUUUCAAAAUCAAUAGCAGCAGCACACUACUACGUACAUACGAGUAACUGGAAGCCUGGUGCGAGCGUUUAAUAUAACCCCUCGCACUUCAUAUUUGGAGGGCUGGGUUCAAGCCGCGUUCCUUACUUUAACAAGAGUGCCUCUCUUCACCCUGGUGUAUUGGUGUAUAAUUUAAUUUAACUGGAAAAAAAUCAUUGCAGCUAUGGAUGAGUGCGUAAAGGCAGGAGAUGUUUGUCCGUCAGGACUGCGAUGCCUACAGCAAAGAGACGGAUCUUACGCAUGCGCAUGUGAUGCUAAGGGUUUCAAGGUUGUCGGAAGACGAGAUGCGAGGACUUGUGCAGGUAGAAUUUCUUGUUAUGUCUUAUAUGAUCAAUCCUAUUUAAUAUUUUGUUAAUAUAUCUUAAUAUAUCUUACUUGGCAAAAAAUCAUUGCAGCUAUGGAUGAGUGCGUAAAGGCAGGAGAUGUCUGUCCGUCAGCACUGCGAUGCCUAAAGCAAACAGACGGAUCUUACGCAUGCGCAUGUGAUGCUGAGGGUUUCAAGGUUGUUGGAAAAGGAGAUUCGAGGACCUGUGCAGGUAAAAUUUCUAGCUAUGUCUUAUAUGAUCAAGCCUAUUUUGUAUUUUGUUAAUAUAUCUUAAUAUAUCUUACUUGCCAAAAAAAUCAUUGCAGCUAUGGAUGAGUGCGUAAAGGCGGGAGAUCUUUGUCCGUCAGCACUGCAUUGUCUAAAGCAAGGAGACGGGUCUUACGCAUGCGGAUGUGACGCUAAGGGUUUCAAGGUUGUUGGAGAACGAGAUACGAGGAAUUGUGCAGGUAAAAGUUUUAGCUAUGUCAUGGACGACCAUGCCUCUUUUAUAUUUUACAUAACUAUAGAAAAUACAGAUUGAUUAUUGAAAGAAAGCUUCUGGUACAUGUAUUAGUCUAUACAAAACACCGGCAGCGGCAGCCGCAGCUCAAAACAAAAGACCGCCCCAUGUAAGUGAAAUGUCACUAUUAUUGUCGCAGAUAUCGAUGAAUGCAAGGAAAAGAAGUUCAGUUGCCCUAUGGAUAGGGUGUGUAAGAACCGACCAGGUGGAUAUGAAUGUGUAUGCAAGAAGGGGCUACGCCUGGACUAUGAUGGCAAAUGCGUUCGUAAGUAUUCAUAUCAACAAAAGUAACUAUGGUAAAGCACGUCACUCAAUGACUGUGUGUUGUUGAAAUUUUGGUUUUUGUUUUUGUGAAAAAUAAGAAAGCCCCAGGGCACUGAAAGUCCGCAGCAAGAUCAGCAAGUGAGAGUAGAAGAGCCGCUUCUUGACGAUUCACAAAUCUUGAAAGUACCAUUGCCAGAAAUUAGGGACAAGAUGGCGGUUGCGCGUGCGCACUAAGGCCACAAUGGCUGCGAAUUCGUAUAAGAAAAUGUAUGGAGAUAAGGAAACUUUUUCAAAUAUAUCGAUUAUGAGCUCACGGGUGUUCGGUGCCCGACUCGAAACAUGUUAAGUGCUGUGUAACCCUCGCAUCUGGGUUAAAAAUAGCUAAUUAGAAGUAGGUUUACUUACUUCCUGACGUGGCCACUUUUAUUCCUUGUUGUACGCUCCAUUUCUCCAUACAUUGUCUUAAAAUCUUGCCGAAGUCAUGCGAAAUACUCGUCGAUUAGAGGAUAAACCCUUCACUGAAGUAAAUUUGCCCGACUCGAUAUCACUUCUGCGAUGGAAGAUGUUUCCAAAACAGUCGUUAAAAGGACGAUUUUUGCACUGCAAAAUACUUCCAAAGGCGCAUUAUUUCCCUCAGUUUUCCAUCUGUAGUCCAGUAAUGGACGCCAUGGUUGCGAAUGACACAUUUCGGUCGGACACAGCUUCACAACUCCGAACCCCACAGAAUCGCCAUUUUGUUUGUUGCUACAACUCCAGAGAUGCUUCACGGGAUAUAAACUAGGUUCCAGGCAUUCAAAAAUCCUCGAUUAGCCUACCAGGCUUGGUUUUAAAACAAAAUUGUCACGAAAAUGUCACGAAAGGUACAUCCGCGUACUGUUUUGUUGCUAUCAGCCGCUCGGCCGCGUAUAAACCUAACAUUUUCUUGCAAGGUGUUUAAUUCCAGCUUUUUUCUUCGUAAAACAGAUCCACAGAGCUCAAAUUAUUUAAAAAAUCGCAAGGGAUACGCUUUCCCUGACUACGAUAGUUUUUGUCCGCCAUUUUGAAAAUGAGAUUCCGCUGACAAUUGAUCACGGGCGCGAAAUGUCCACGAUUUCUGGCAAUGACCUAGGAAUGUCGGGGUUGUAAGAUUGCAUGUAAACUCGGGUUAUUGUUUUUUAAAAUCCUCAGGCCCUUAUUCUUCUUUAAUCCCCAAAUCUCGUCAAUAACGUAGCUCCAAAAUCUAAUAUGAUAACAACGUAAAUGCCAGAAUUACAUUUUAUUUGAUAACAUCAUGAUCAAGGUAUUGCAAACACUAUAUUUGCUUCUGGUAUAUAAUAUGAAUCGUUUCCAAGGAUUCACUUGAAAUCUAUGUUCUUUUACAGUAUUGACCAAAUGCGGUAAAAAAGGACUGUCGUGCCCACAAUACAGCAAGUGCAAAAAAUUACCAAGUGGGUCUUAUGACUGUGCUUGUAUGAAAGGUUUUGAGGAAGUUAAGGAAGAAGGAAAGCUUAAACUUUGUGAAGGUAAAAUAUUCUUUAGUAGAUUGUAAGAUUAUUUCUGAUUAUACGGAUAUAAAUUUAUUUUAAAAACAAAGCCCAAUCAAGUUAUACAGGUGUUUAUGAUCAGGACCGAUAAAAAAUGUUUAACUUGCAUUUUGUGUGUUGUAAAUGUAACAAAACAUUGUUCGUAACUUUCAUGGCAGAUCUUGAAUUAGCAGACGGUCGUAAACGUUUUCGUCUCUAUAAAACUUCAACAGAAUUGGGUUCCUUGAAAAGGCUCGAGCACAAUCGAACCCUUUGCAAAAGCCUUAGGGCAAAGUAAAAGGUGAAACUGUAAAGGUUCGCCCCGUCCAAGGGGGGGAAAUCAGGGAAUCAGGGAAGUUUUUGCUUGUGGAAUCCGGAAUCGAGUGCUUUAAAAUGAAGAAUUUAGCUCAAGGAAUCCGGAAUCCCCGCUCACGAUUGAAAUAAUCCAAGUUCCACGGACAAGGAAUCCGGAAUGUAUUCGUUGUAGAAUCCAGGUCCCAGUUGUUCAAAGGCCGAUUAUAGCCCUUAACCCAGGUUUCUUUUUCUUGUGUUCAAAAGCAGUCUUGGACAAUUUUCUAUGUUAUUUUUAGAGCUUCCAAUCAUCAACUUGUAGACAAAAAGAAUUAAAUACGUUUUAAGCUUUUAUAUCUAAAUUCGAAUCUCGCACUAACCCUGGGUGAUCUUAACCCGGCUUUGAACAACCCGGCCCAGAAUCUAAGACUGUUUUGGAGGCGCCCUUACAUGGGGCUAAGGUUGUGUCCAUCUUGUGUAACUCAGAACUACACAGGUAUCACACUUUUUAAUCUUAUACUUCCUUCACGUAGAUAUCAAUGAAUGUCUAACACCUGAAGUAAACUGCUUUGGAGACCGCUGCAGAAACACUCCAGGCUCAUACACGUGUGUCCCUUGUCUCCCGGGAUUUUCGGUGAACGAUGAAGGCUUUUGCGUUGGUAUGAAUGCGCAGAAACAAUUCUGCGACACAAAUUUAAUUGUUUUAAACUUCUAAUUAAAAAAAACUGAAUAGAAUUAGAGAUUUUCUAAUCAUUCCUCUAUCUGACAAACAUCACCCUCAACGUCACCACCUUCUCCUCAGUCACAAUCAUCAUCAUCAUCAUCAUCAUCACUAUUAUCAUCAUCAUUAUUAUGAUUAUUAUCAUCAUCAUCAUCCUCCUCCUCCUCCUCAACAUUAUCAUCAUCAUCACCAUCGCUACAAUCUCCCAUAACAACACCAUCAACAUGCUACAAGGGAAAGACGUUUUUGAGCGACGCACGUCAAUCGAAAGUGGAAUUUUUGCAUCCUUUCUUUUGCCAAAAUGUUUGUGCAAAUCGUCUCUAUAAGCGUAAAGACACUUAGCAAUACAAAUUUGGUGGCGUCGGCUCCUGUCAAGGCUUAUUAAAAGAGAAAAAGGCUCACUUCCGGUAAAUCUGCGUCGCUCAAAAAUGUCGCUGCUUAAACUCCCUUCUGUGAGCUGUUGUCAACGUGAAACACCUUUUUCUUUUUUAGCAAUAGUUAAAGGAGCGUGUAACUGCGAUGAAAAAACUGAAGAGUGCCGGCGUGGAAAAUGCAGAUGUAAAAGUGCAUUGGGAUUUAGAAGAAAUAACAUGGGUCGCUGUGUCAGACGUUCAGGUGAGUAACUUUUCCUAUGAGUUAGCCUCUCGUGUCCACUAUCUUACGCAAUGCAAUCUCGGGCGUAUGGCAUGAAUAAGUGCACAAGUAAUUCUAACCAGCAGUACCUUUUCGUUGUAAAAUUUCACGCUUCGUCUUAAGUAAGCCUUUGUGGCUGUGUGUAUAAAAUGCCUAAUUGUUUGGAAAGGAGGAUAAGAUCUUUUAACAUCACUGUUGUUUAACAGUAAUCUCAUGGUACAUUUCUUCACAUUUUGGUCGACUUUUUGUUUUGUCCUCUCUGUCCAACAAGUACCUGUGUAUUACAAAUAAAUUUAACAUGCUUCUAUUAAAUGAUUUCUUUGUCUUUAAUCUAGGUCCUACUUUAGGCGUUCGUCCGCCUUCGUCCAGUUCUUCCUAUGUCUACAGUCAGGUGACAGUACUCAUCACUGCAUUUCUUGGUAGCCUGGCCUUUAAGGCCUGGUCAUUGAACUGA
Porites lobata is the source of this 6638-nucleotide messenger RNA. The record is from the annotation of a GenBank genome assembly. NCBI's taxonomy places the organism in Eukaryota, Metazoa, Cnidaria, Anthozoa, Scleractinia, Poritidae.